Messenger RNA from Candidula unifasciata, 2109 nucleotides. The record is from the annotation of a GenBank genome assembly. NCBI's taxonomy places the organism in Eukaryota, Metazoa, Mollusca, Gastropoda, Stylommatophora, Geomitridae.
AUGCAUGCCCAGAUGAUGCGUUUAGUGCAUAUUUUAAACAGAAGAAGAUGGCAUUCGAAGACUAUAGUUCACUAUCUGCUGUCUUCUUGCAUUGAAAAUCCUAGUGUGUGCAUGUCUUAUUCUGUUAUAAAAAUGGGAGAAAAACUUAUAACAGAACCGGCAAACAAAGAACAUGUGGAAAAACCGAGGCCAUAUGAAUUUUCUCUUCUGGCAAAGAAAAUUGUAGAACAAAAUAACCAACAGAAUGUUGCAGACAGUGUAAGUGCAAAAUGCACAGAUGGUGCUGCAAAUGCUUCUUUUUCACCAGAAGUGCAGAAAAGGAGACUGGAGGAGCUGUCAGCUGAUUUGGUUGAUACAUUAAUUGAACCAGAAACUCCUGUCUCACGACAGGCGGGCUUGACGUUUUCUGAAGCUCCAGAAAAUGACAGAUCUGUUGAGUCUGUGGUGUUCCAACAAGACCUCACUAAUACCUCAACUUUUAAACCUUCACCUGUUCAUGGAACCGAGGACCAGAGCAUUCCUGCCAGCAAUGUUCCCUGUGUGGGAUGUGGCGCUCAUUUACACUGCCAGCACAACACUUUCCCUGGCUUUUUACCAAGCGAACUUUUCAAACUGCUGUCUGAAAAGGAAUUGAAAGUUUCCCUUUGCCAACGUUGUUACUAUAUUCGCCAUUGUGAUGCAUUUGUUGAAGUCAGUGCCAAGCCAGAGGAGUUUGCAGAAAUGAUUUCAAAAAUAAAGCCCACACGGUCUGUAGUUGUUAUGGUGGUUGAUGUGAUGGACAUACAGGGAAGCAUUAUACCUGACUUGCUGACGUACAUCGGGAACAAGCAUCCUCUUGUUAUCGUGGGAAACAAGGCUGAUUUACUGGCCCCAGAUUGUCCAGAAUACUUAGAAAAUGUUAAAAAAGAAUUGAAACUGGCAUGUCAGAGUGUUGGGCUGCACAACAUUUUCAAGUGCACACUCAUUAGUGCUAAAACAGGAUUUGGAAUCGAAAGACUCAUCAACCAGCUGUUUUCAUUUUACACAAAAAAACUUGAUGUGUUCAUAGUUGGUACUGCCAAUGCUGGAAAGUCAUCCCUGUUCAACACAUUGCUCGCUUCAGAUUAUUGCAAAAAUUCAGCCAGAGAUCUGAUUCAGCGAGCAACAAUUUCUGCAUGGCCAGGAACUACGCUGAAUCUCUUGAAAUUUCCAAUCACGCGACCAGAGAGGCGCACUGUUGCACUUAGAAACAUACGGCUGAGGCAGCAAGUGGCUAUCAGAAGGGAAGAAGCAAAAAUUGCCAGAAUGAGAAAAGCAGAAGCUUCAACAUGGGAGCUGAAAGAAGAGAUCAAAAUGACUGAUGUGCGGACAGUCACACAGAGGAAGGCAGAGGAAGGUGACGCAGCUUGGGGUCAAGUGGUAUAUGGCUAUAAUGCAAGAAGAGAUGGCACACUGGUGUGUAAAAUGCCAGAACCAAAUCCCUUUGAGCCAGAGAAGUAUGAGGAAAGCUACUGGACCUAUGACACACCUGGUAUUAUUAAUCCUGAUCAGAUCGUCAACCUACUAACGCCAGAGGAAGCUCCAUUGUUAGCACCUGCUUCGAUGAUUGUCCCGCGAUGCCUGUUUGUCCGACCUGGUGAUACAGUAUUUGUGUCAGGACUGGCCAGACUCGAUUAUUUGCAGGGAGAAGAUCUUAUUGUAUUUACAGUCCAUGCUGGGCCAGCGAUUCCCAUAAACAUUGUUGCCACUGAUGCAGCUGAUCAGUUUUAUGAGGAGAACAUUGGAACUGCUACUUUUGGGUUGCCCAUUGGUAAUCAAGAGCGCCUAUCAAAGCUUCCACCGCUUGAAGGAAGGGAGUUUACAGUUGAAGCUGCUGGUCGAAAUAUUGCUUCAGCAGACAUCCAGUUAUCUUCAAUAGGAUGGGUUUCUGUAGGACUCAGAAAAGACAACCAAGUCCUGAUUAAAGCUUACACUCCUGGAAGAAAAGGGCUGAAUCUUCGCACUCCAGCCUUGAUGCCUAGAUUUCUACAGUUUAUGGGGAAAAGAAAACCAAAAACCCCGUUUUUUCACACAGAACCUCCUGGUUCGGCUAUGGUAAAUAAAGACUUCAUUGUGAGAGAGGAUGACUAG